UAAGCAUUUGGCAAGUGACCCCCCACUACUUCCCAUUCCUUAUAUUUCUUUCCCUUUCUCAAUCAACACAGACAGAGAGAGAGAGAGAGAGAGUGAAAAUUCCCCCAAAGAAUUUUCCAUUUCGAUCCCAAUUCUCACAGCACAAUCAUGAGCAACGAAUACGAUUAUUUGUUCAAGCUUUUGCUAAUCGGGGACUCCUCUGUGGGAAAAUCGUGUCUGCUCCUCAGAUUUGCGGAUGAUUCCUAUGUUGACAGCUACAUAAGCACCAUUGGAGUUGAUUUUAAAAUCAGAACUGUGGAGUUGGAUGGAAAGACAAUCAAGCUGCAGAUUUGGGAUACUGCUGGACAGGAGCGGUUCAGAACUAUAACAAGCAGUUAUUACCGAGGAGCACAUGGGAUUAUUAUUGUCUAUGAUGUUACUGAGAUGGAGAGCUUCAACAAUGUCAAGCAGUGGUUGAAUGAAAUUGAUAGAUAUGCAAAUGACAGUGUGUGCAAGCUUCUUGUUGGGAAUAAGUGUGAUUUGGUCGAGAACAAGGUCGUGGACACGCAAACAGCAAAGGCGUUUGCGGAUGAGCUCGGGAUUCCUUUCCUUGAGACAAGUGCCAAAGACUCGAUCAAUGUGGAGCAAGCUUUCUUAACCAUGGCUGGCGAGAUAAAAAAGAAAAUGGGCAACCAACCAACUGCAAACAAGUCAACAGGAACUGUUCAAAUGAAGGGGCAGCCAAUCCAGCAGAAGAGCAACUGUUGUGGUUAGCCACGCUAUUGUAGCUUUCAUUUCUGUUAAAAGAUUGUAAGACAGUGAAAACUCUGUUGACUGUACUCGUAUGGUCCGUAUGGAUCUAUCAGAAACUGUUAAAUAUGGCUCCUUCAAUCCUUCUCUUGGGGAAAGAAAAAUGAAUUUCCUAACAA
This is a messenger RNA of Alnus glutinosa, 908 nucleotides long. RefSeq names its product ras-related protein RABD1. Gene Ontology annotation, molecular function: GTP binding; GTPase activity. Lineage: Eukaryota; Viridiplantae; Streptophyta; Magnoliopsida; Fagales; Betulaceae. The transcript has 8 exons. The record is from RefSeq and is a predicted model, not a curated record. The coding region runs from base 148 to 753 and encodes 201 amino acids.